AUGGGCGUCUUCAGUCAAUUAACUGACUCCGCUAAAACUAAUCCCUUCUCCCUUCCCGUGAGAUCCGCAGCUUGCGGAGGAUCUGCACCUGCAUGUAACGCUGCACCAGUUGAGUUCGGAUCCGGAAAGUACUACGCUUUCUGCGCUUUCGGAGGAGUUCUUUCCUGUGGUAUUACUCACACCGCCAUUGUACCUCUUGACUUGGUCAAAUGUCGUAUCCAGGUUAACCCCGAGAAGUACAAGGGUAUUGUUUCCGGAUUCAGAGUCACAGUUGCUGAGGAAGGAGUUCGCGCUCUUGCUAAGGGAUGGGCUCCAACUUUAGUUGGAUAUUCUAUGCAAGGACUCGGAAAGUUCGGAUUCUAUGAAGUUUUCAAGAACGUCUAUGCUGACGCUAUUGGAGAAGAGAAUGCUUACCUUUACCGUACUGCUCUUUACUUGGCUGCUUCUGCUUCCGCAGAAUUCUUCGCUGAUAUCCUUCUCGCUCCUAUGGAGGCUACUAAGGUCCGCGUUCAAACCGCUGUUGGAGCUCCACCAACUCUCAGAGGUUGUGCACCAUUGAUCUACAGAACCGAAGGACUUACGGGAUUCUUCAAGGGACUUCCUCCUCUCUGGAUGAGACAAAUUCCAUACACUAUGAUGAAGUUCGCUUGCUUCGAGAAGACUGUCGAACUUUUGUACCAAUAUGUUGUACCUAAGAAACGUGCAGAUUGCUCCAAGUCUGAACAAUUGGUUGUUACAUUCGUUGCUGGAUAUAUUGCUGGAGUUUUCUGCGCUGUUGUUUCUCAUCCAGCUGACACACUCGUCUCCAAAUUGAACCAGGAUGCCAAUGCCUCAGUCUCAGGAAUCGUUAAGAAGAUUGGAUUCGGAGGAUUAUGGAAGGGACUUGGACCUCGUAUUAUUAUGAUUGGUACACUCACUGCACUCCAAUGGUUCAUCUACGAUUCUGUGAAAGUCGCUCUCAAUUUACCCCGUCCACCACCACCAGAGAUGCCAGAGAGCUUGAAAGUUAAGCUCGAGGCUCAAGGAAAACUAUAA
This is a messenger RNA of Auanema sp. JU1783, 1035 nucleotides long. NCBI's taxonomy places the organism in Eukaryota, Metazoa, Nematoda, Chromadorea, Rhabditida, Rhabditidae. The record is from the annotation of a GenBank genome assembly.